CCAAAUAUAAAAGUAAUUCCCGCGGAGGAGCCGAACCACAGUUUUACAUGAGCUGCCGACGGCAGAGGUACGUUUCUGGAGGCCCAAGGAGCUGCAUUGGAGGCCAUCGGGGAGUCGCAAUCGGAAUCGUGGGCCUGCAGCCGCAUUCUUGGCGUGACUGCGGCGCAUUAAAUCACCGGGAAAAACGCGGCGACGAACAACAACCGGAAGUUCAGCGCGAAAGGAGCAACUGGUGGUCAGCGCAAUGGAGGUUUACGCUUGGGGUGCCAAUUCUCACGGCCAGCUCGGCCUUGGCUUUGAGUCCGAAUUGUGCAUGACACCGCAGCGGGUGACGAGGUGCUCCUUCGCCGCCCCCCAGGUGCGAUUCAUUCGCGGCGGCGGCGGCCACGUCCUCAUCCUCGACACGAAUGGCAGGGUGCAUGCCUGCGGCUGGAACAAUCGCGGUCAACUGGGACUGGACUCCACGGAGGAGUGCCACAACGAGUUCAGGAUGAUUCCCAGCGAGUUCUUUGGGGAAGUGCCCGUGGAGACCAUCAGUUGCGGCUGGGACAUUUCGGGUGCCAUCACACUGACCAAACGGCUGUUUGUCUGGGGCUCGAAUGCCUUUCAGCAGUUGGGCAUUUGCCAGCGUGGCUUUGUGGCCGUUAGGAGACCCAUGCCGGUGAAGCUUCCGCGGGAGGAAGCCGCCCAGAGGAUCAGCUUCGGGCUGCGACACUGCGCCGUGCUCACGCAGGACAACAAGAUCUACGUUUUCGGGCGACUGAGGAUCAUGGAUCCGCCGCCCAUCGAAGUGGACAUCACGGCCACCUGCCUGCACCGCUGCAACACGGUGAAGAUCCAGGUCCACAAUCCCAAUGAGCUGCGCAUAGUUUCCCUCGCGAGUGGUCAGAAUCACAUGCUGCUCAAGUGCGUGGAUCUCAGCGAAUCGGGCGGCGGCAGCACCAAGAGGAUUCUCACACUGGGGGACAACAAAUUCGGGCAGUCGAAUGCCUUUCAGUUCGAGGAGGAUGUGCGACAGCUGGCGGUGGGUUGGACCCACAAUGCAGCCGUGCUGAGGAACAACGAGAUCCUCGUGUGGGGUCGCAAUUGCUAUGGUCAACUGGGAACCGGUUCGUUCAGCGAGCAGCAGGCCAUUCCCACUCCGCUGCACCUGAAGCUUCCGGAGGACCAGAGUCCGGCCAGGAUUCAUAUGGGCGCCGAGCACGGACUAUUGAGGACCACGGGUGGGCAGGUUUACACCUGGGGAUGGAACGAGCACGGCAAUUGCGGCAACAACAGCACCGAAAAUUUGUGCACUCCAACCCUCUUGGAACUGCCACCCAUAAAAUUGUGUGGCGCUGGAGCUGGAUUUUGCUAUGCCAUUACCGAGCCUGUAAUCUGAUUUUUAAAUGCUAGUACUUUGAGCUAUCGCAUUUUUUUAACCUAAGCUUAGGGGCCAUUGUGACGUAUUUGUGUAGAGCUUUGUUAAUCCUUUUUAAAUAAAGAAACUACUGUUGGUGAUAACAAUUA
Molecule: messenger RNA, 1509 nt
Organism: Drosophila takahashii
Lineage: Eukaryota; Metazoa; Arthropoda; Insecta; Diptera; Drosophilidae
Product: secretion-regulating guanine nucleotide exchange factor
Cellular component (GO): cytoplasm
Source: RefSeq, a predicted model, not a curated record